AUGCCUUUCAAACUGUUUCACGGCGAAUCUGUGGACGAUUCAGCCCGGUGGUGUCCUGUGUGUUUCUAUCUUGACUACCAGAACCUCAAAACAUUCUUUGGAGCGGACAAGAAGUUGGAAAACACGAAAGCCGAUCCGGAAUACGUGGCCAAGGGGACACUGACUGGUUACCACCUUUGGUGGCGCGGGCGGCCAGAUUUCCAGCAGCGCGCGGAGCAAAAUGCGUGCGUGUUCUGUGCAGUCCUACUCCAGAUUGUCGACCGCUUUUGGAAACGACAAGAAUCAGGACGGCCCAUUGACAAGUUCCUUAUAUACGGCUUGAAUGUCUUCACAGAUGGUAGUGUGGAGUUAUUUUCGAUGCGAGACCUGCCUCGCCGCCCUCUAAGGCUGCUCCUUUACAAACCCCCAGGACAUCCACCACCAUGGGGUCGUUUACCCGCGGCGCCACACAUCAGCCCAUCUGGCAAUUCUAAGCAAGCGCUUCAGUUUCUCCGAAGACAACUUGAGAUCUGCUCCCAGGAACACGAAGAAUGUAGGCACGACUUUCCUGUGCUCCCUACGCGAGUCCUGGAUGUCGGGACCCUUGAAACUGAGCUGAAGAUCAAGCUUGUUGAGCCCUCUUCAGGGACAAUAGGCCGGUACAUCGCUUUAAGCUACUGUUGGGGAGACGGGAGCUCUCUUCAAGCCACCAAAUCUAAUUUGUCCGAGCUCCUCCAGGGGGUGGAUGAGGAGGAGCUCCCGGCGACCAUUCGAGACGCUGUAGAACUGGCUAGGCAGAUCAGGGUGCAGUACCUUUGGGUCGAUGCCCUGUGUAUAAUCCAAGACGAUUUACAGGACUGGAUCCAUGAGUCUGCCAGAAUGUCGGCUGUCUACGCUCAGGCUCACUUGACCAUCUCCGCCUCGUCCGUGGCUUCUUCCAGGCUCUCAUUUCUGCACCAAAGCCGCGGAAACAAGGAAGUUUUGUUCCAUUGGCAGUCACAUGUGAGCGAUACCAGAAUUAAUGGUACCGACCAUGCUGUCGACACAUCGCUAGUCCGAAGCGGCAUGCUGGCUGUGCGGAGGACCACGAGCUCCGGCUUUCACCAAGAUCUCUAUGAUAAUAUAAUAGACCCUGCUAUGACUCGUGCGUGGACACUGCAAGAACACGCUCUGGCGACCAGGCUGGUCUGCUUCUCAACCGACGAGAUUCAGUGGACUUGCCGGACGCUUCGCGCCUGCGAAUGUCAAAACCCGGAGGAAAACGAGUCCUCGCGCCUGGAACAGUUACAGCGCCGCUUAUCCUUGACCGGGCGCGAAGGAAAUGUGGCGGCAGUACGAGCCGAUAAUAUGAGCCAGGAGGCCCUGCAAUUUUGGAUCAAACUAAUCGAGGCAUAUUGCCGUCGCGACCUCAGUUGUGUGCGCGACAAGCUGCCGGCACUCUCAGGCGUCGCACAAGAGUUUUUGAAGACUUCGAUCAAGGAACAGCUUGCUGAAAAGAUGAUGGUACCGCCAUUACGGUAUCUAGCAGGUCUGUGGAGUUUUGAUAUCCAAAAAAUGUUGUUGUGGUACCCCCACCCACAGGGCGGCAGUUUCGUAGAAUAUCGCGCACCGAGUUGGUCAUGGGCAUCGAUCGAUGGAAGCAUACGGAACGCUCCGAUAUACUGGGUCCUAAGACCACGCGCUGAGGUCCUUGCCGCUGCGUGCACACCGGCAAACUCGGAUGACCCAUUUGGCCAGGUGGUACGAGAGGGCACAUAUUUACGGCUCCGCGCGACACUUGUUGAGACGCAGAUGUGGUUCAGCCCCCAAUCACAGGGCCGGGAAGCCGAGGUAACGACCCCAUAUGGGUGGGUGAUUGUUGAUGGGGAUCUUGAGGAAGUCCCAAUCAAUGAAGCCGUCUGGGGGAAAAGCAGCGCCGCCACCGCCACAACAGCAGACGACGAUAUCGCUGUCACGCCAGACCCUUCGCGAACCAGAACAUUGCAAAGGCGACCCCAAAAACUCCAACAAAAUCUGCACCUAGCGGAGAGGAGAGAGGUAAACCGCGUGUUAUCAAGGUAUGAAGGUGGAUCAGAAGAGGAAUUCGAUAGUGCCAGUCAUGGGCGACAACGUUUUAUCGGGAAAGGGUCUAAACCAGGCACAAAAUUCACCGUUUGGCUGCUUCAUGUAGCGGACGACGAUCUCCACCUUAUGAUCCACAGCGCACACUUAUUGGUGCUGGGCAGGCCGGCAGGGGACGAGGAAGUGUAUGAACGGCUUGGAUACCUGAAUUUCUAUCGCAUGGACAAGUGGGCAGUGGAAUUUGCGGGACAAGCAAAGUCAAUCGUUACUAUCGUGUAG
Molecule: messenger RNA, 2319 nt
Organism: Diaporthe batatas
Lineage: Eukaryota; Fungi; Ascomycota; Sordariomycetes; Diaporthales; Diaporthaceae
Exons: 2
Coding region: 1-2319 (772 amino acids)
Source: RefSeq, a predicted model, not a curated record